Messenger RNA from Triticum dicoccoides, 951 nucleotides. Its product is annotated as cold and drought-regulated protein CORA-like. The transcript has a single exon. Lineage: Eukaryota; Viridiplantae; Streptophyta; Magnoliopsida; Poales; Poaceae. The record is from RefSeq and is a predicted model, not a curated record. The coding region runs from base 138 to 692 and encodes 184 amino acids.
GCCGACAAACGCCGCCCCGCUUUCCGCUGCCGCCCCCCGCCCACUGGAUUAAGUACUCCCCUCACCCCGAGACAGUCAGCUUCACUCCCUCACUCACUCGGGCUCCCACUCCCAUCCCCAUCACCAACCCCUCCCACAUGGCCAUGGCGCCCCACCCACCGGUCCUCCUCCUGCUGCUCCUCGCGCCGCUCCUCCUCUGCUCGCUGCUCCCCGAUGCGGCGCGGGCGGCCGGCGCCGAGGACGCCGGCGUGACCAUCGUGCGCAAGGACGGCACGACCUGCACGCUCUGCGCCUCCUGCGGGAACCCCUGCAACCCCAACCCGGGAUACAACUACCCGUCGCCACCUCCCCCGGCUCAGGUCACCCCCGCGGCGCCGGUGUACCCGCCUCCCACUUCCUACCCAGCUCCCUCCGGUGGAGGCGGCGGUGGCGGUGGCUACUUCUACCCUCCGCCCACCGGCGGGUACGGAGGAGGAGGCGGCGGCGGCGGCGGGUCCCAGGGAGGACAAGGUGGAGGAGGAGGAGGCGGUGCGUACCCGACGCCCCCGCCGCCCAACCCGUUCCUGCCCUACUUCCCCUUCUACUACUACAGCCCGCCACCCCAGCUCAAGAGCUCGGCGCCGGCCGUCCCGUCGUCCGCCGCGGCGCCGCCGCUGCUGCUGCUCGCGCUCUCCGGGCUCCUGCUCUGGUGAGGAGGAGGACGAGGGUGAGAAUGCGAGGUAGAUCCGCCGAGCUGACGCGCUCAGUGGAUCCAUUCAGCUGGCAUCUGCGCUGCAGUAAUUUUCGAUUUUAUUUAUUUAUUCACCGCUGUAAUUUUCUCUAUUUUUUUGCUCCUCCCUCCUCUCUGCUUCUGUGAUUUAUUAUGUGCUGCCGGUAUAGAACUAUAUAGGAGACCGUACCAAGUGUAAACCAAGGGCGACCAAUAAUAAAGCACCAGUGCUGUUUUAUAUA